Molecule: messenger RNA, 1803 nt
Organism: Fusarium verticillioides 7600
Lineage: Eukaryota; Fungi; Ascomycota; Sordariomycetes; Hypocreales; Nectriaceae
Exons: 2
Coding region: 1-1803 (600 amino acids)
Source: RefSeq, a predicted model, not a curated record
AUGUCUAAGAAACCACAUUGGUCAUCAUUACGCCGCAGGGCAGCAUUGUCUGACCACCCUGCCCUGCCUUCACGUCCACAGAAUCUUCCUCAACUCAUCGACGAUUCCGAGAGAAGACUAACAAUUGGAGAUUUGAGUAAACUAGCUGGGGAGAGACAGAAACCUACUCGGAGUGCCACAUUAGGGGAUGUGGGAAACUGGUUCAGGAACAAACUUCCAAGUCAUCGUGCAGAGAGAGGGGGAACAUUGAGGAACAACAGGGGUUGGGAAAUUGGAGCGGCUGGUGGCAAUUCCUCAUCUCAACUACAACACGAAGUCAACAAUCGAGCAUCGGCACUGCAUCACUCUGCCUCAAAUCGUCGAGGGGGUCAACGCAGCAGAACCGGGGGCUCAGAUCGCCUUGUAGACUGGAACACACCAAAAAACCUAAGUGAAGCAGUGCCUGAACCAACACCCGCAUCUAAAGACAAAGGUAAUGAGCCUUCACUGCCGACCCAUCGCAGAUGGAAUGAAUUCGAUUCUCUGAGAAUAGGCAAGAAGCGCGGUCAGAAGAAACGGAGUGGCAGUUUAGAAACUGGGAAGGGUAAAGAAAAGCAACCUGGAAGGCGCUCUUCCAAAGCUCAGUCCUUUGAGGCAGCUAUUCCAGGAACGCCUAGCAUAUUGGAAGUUCUAGAAGCCAAUCGAAAGGCAAGGAGAAAAGCACGGGAGGACCGGGAAAGUUUGAGAGAGAGCGGAGACUACCUGGGUGUUCAAGGUAUCAAUCCGCAGACGGGUAUUCUUGAUCUUACAUCGGACAGUGGAGAGAGUACGCUGAGCUCGAAAACGGAACAAAAGCUACUGAACCUGGAGGCACAGGCCAAGAGCGCCCUAUCAGCUACCGAAAGGAAAGAGGCCGAGAUCGAAAUCGUCAAGGUACACCUUGACCACGAAGUCGCCAAGGCACGGCGACAAGAGAAAGCAGAGAAACAACUGGCAGCUUCUGCCACUGCCAAAUGGCGAAGAGGGACACACCAGUGGUCUUCGGUUCAGCAACCUGAUUUGAGCCCGAUUGCCCAAUCACACAGAAGCACUUCAGUAUUCUCAAGGCGCCCGUCACGCCGAGACUUAGAUAUGGCAAAGGGGGGAAGGCUGAUCGACUACAACUCAAAGGAAUCAUCCGAUGAACAAGUCCCGCCUGCUGUACAACCCAAGGAAAACUCCAACUCCUCUGACACGGUGAUCAAAACCCCCCAUAGGCGCAGCCUCGCAAACCCAUCUCCUUCAGCCUUGGAGCUUUUUGAGAAUGACAUAAAAUUCCAUAACCCAAGCGAGCCCAGGUUAGACAGAGAUCAGAUCCCGAAGUCUUUUCUUGUAUCCGCGCACGAUGAUACACAGAUACAAACGCCUGCCAACGAGUGGCAAUAUCUGCAACGAAACGAGAAGUUCCACGAGGCGGGCGGAUCACUGGCGCACCACAGCGAUCGAAACCAGCAUUCCAAUUCUUUUUUAGGGAAGGGCCUAAAAGGCGCAAUAGAACCGGGGGGGACCCAGAUACCUCGAGUGUCAAUCAGGAAGGGCUCUCCGUCAGAUCUCUUGACGAAACCAAACCUCACAGCAUCCAGCACCACCCACUUACUAGCGAAGAGCAAGAUCGAGAUACGAAGCCAACACGACAACAGCAUUCCAGAAAGCUACGUGCAAGAUUUGACAUCCAUCCACGAGAAAUCCAUUACCCUCCCGACAAUAUCGGAACAGACCGCGUCAAGUUCCCUAGAAAGCCAGUGCCAACACUACCAUCAGCAAGCCCUCACAGGACGUGUAUAG